AAUCAUCACCUUAACCAUUUUUCCAAAUAUUUUAGAAGUUUCAAAACUUGUCCUAGCAUUACUCUCGUGUAUCAUAUAUACUACUACUUUAGCUUCAUAUUUAGCCCUAGAUAUAUAUAAUACGUUCUUUUAUAUAUGGAUUAUUAUAACCAUCACCGUGUUAUGUUAGCCACUUUUUGCGCAUAUUUUCUACUCUUUUUUUCUAUCCACGUAGUGCAUGGCACUACUACUACUAAUAAUAACACUAUUAUAUCACCAUGCAGCCAAACCCCAUAUCCUCAUGUGUGUCAUUUUUACAUGACCAAAAAUAAUAACUAUCUCCCGUCAACCCUAGACAACAACCGUUUCAACUCGGACUUUUCCUUCCGUGACUUGGCCCUGAAAGUCACCAUGGAGCAAGCCGUCGAGGCACAGCGCCUGGUCGCGGCCAUCGACACGAACUCGUUCGACGCGCGCGGAAAGGCGGCCUGGCAAGACUGUGUCGAGCUCUACAAGGGCACCGUCGACCUCCUCAACCGUUCUAUUUCGAACUCCAAAAACGUUAACAAGAACACUCAUCUCGACACCCAUACAUGGUUGAGUGCUUCCUUUGCAAAUCACCAAACUUGUCGAAACGGUUUCGACGAGUUCGGGCUCUCUUCUUCCCACUUUGAAACCAAUUUCCCUUCCAUGCUUGGCAACUUCUCCAAGUUGCUUAGCAACUCCCUUGCGAUUCAUAAGUCCGUUUCGCCUAAAACUACGUCGUUUGGCAAAGACACUACUACCACUCAUGGACGACGGUUGCUUUCUGAUGAUCACCACGACGGGUCUUCGUUCUGGCCGGAGUGGCUUUCGGUGGCUAACCGAAAGCUUCUUCAAUCUGGGACGAAAGCCGCUGAUGUGGUGGUGGCCCAAGACGGCUCCGGGGACUAUAAGACUAUCUCGGAGGGUGUUCAGGCGGCGGCUAAGCUCGGUGGUGUGAGUAAGAGAAUCGUUAUACAUGUGAAAUCGGGUGUUUAUAAGGAAAAUGUUGAAAUUAAAAAAGAUAUAAAUAAUUUAAUGGUUAUUGGGGAUGGUAUCGAUGCUACUGUCGUUACAGGAAAUCGAAAUCAGGUUGAUGGUUCAACAACUUUUGGAUCGGCCACUUUUGCGGUUUCCGGCGACAGCUUCAUCGCUCAGGACAUGACGUUCGUAAACACCGCCGGACCGGCGAAGCAUCAAGCUGUGGCCCUCCGUUCCGGCUCCGAUCAUUCCGUCUUCUACCGCUGCAGCUUCAAAGGCUACCAAGACACCUUAUACGUCUACUCUCAGCGCCAGUUCUAUCGGGAUUGUGACAUCUACGGCACCGUUGACUUCAUCUUCGGCGACGCGGUCGCCGUCAUCCAAAACUCAAACAUCAACGCCAUAAAACCCAUGGAAGGACAGAAAAACACCGUCACAGCCCAAGCCCGGACCGACCCAAAUGAGAACACGGGCAUCGUUAUCCACAACUCUCGUAUUUCGGCGGCUUCUGACACCUAUCUCGGUCGGCCAUGGCAGAAGUAUUCGAGAACGAUUGUCAUGAAGACUGGUCUUGCCGGGAAUAUUAACCCUGCCGGUUGGCUUCCGUGGAGCGGGAAUUUCGCUCUAAGUACUCUUUAUUACGCUGAGUACAUGAACACCGGCGCCGGCGCUGGAACUGGCGGGAGGGUUAACUGGCCUGGUUAUCAUGUUUUGACGAGUCCGGCGGAGGCCGGGAAGUAUACUGUGGGAAAUUUCUUGGCCGGAAGUUCGUGGAUUCCGUCAGGAAUUCCUUUUUCAUCCUCUCUGUGAUGAAUCAAAAUAAAAUAAUUAGAAGAUAUUUUUGGUUUGUUUGUCAAAAAUAUGGAUAGUGGAGAGGGAGGGAAGGGUUUAAAUGUCAUUUUAGUUAAAGUUGCCAAACUGUCAUAUAAUAGUCUCAAUAGGCUGGUGUUGUCUUGUUUUGCUUUCUUAAAUGAUGUUUUUCUUUUUCUUGUUUUUUUUUUUUUGUGGUGUAAAGACCCAACAUAUCAUUAUCAAGGGUGUGAAUAUAUAUAUAUAUGAUGCAAUGCAUAUUAAUAAUGUUUAUCCGUAUCAAAUUUGCAUUGGAUGAAA
This is a messenger RNA of Humulus lupulus (European hop), 2091 nucleotides long. RefSeq names its product pectinesterase. The record is from RefSeq and is a predicted model, not a curated record. The coding region runs from base 136 to 1791 and encodes 551 amino acids. The transcript has 2 exons. Gene Ontology annotation, biological process: cell wall modification. Lineage: Eukaryota; Viridiplantae; Streptophyta; Magnoliopsida; Rosales; Cannabaceae. Gene Ontology annotation, molecular function: pectinesterase inhibitor activity; pectinesterase activity.